This is a messenger RNA of Xiphias gladius (swordfish), 5896 nucleotides long. RefSeq names its product NACHT, LRR and PYD domains-containing protein 3-like. The coding region runs from base 1302 to 4868 and encodes 1188 amino acids. The record is from RefSeq and is a predicted model, not a curated record. Gene Ontology annotation, molecular function: protein binding. NCBI's taxonomy places the organism in Eukaryota, Metazoa, Chordata, Actinopteri, Istiophoriformes, Xiphiidae. The transcript is spliced from 10 exons.
AAAAAAAAAAAAAAGUAGUAAAAGUUAUUAGAACAAAUAGAGCACAGCCUGUAGGGGUGUAUCAAAUUAAAAGCAGCACAUACUGUAAGUGGUAGCUCUCUGUUUUUAUGUACAGUAUCCCUAAUGUACUAUCCAGCACAAGAUUUGUUCGAAAGUGCAACACUGUCCCAUUCACGGCCCCAUUCAAAAUGUUAGAAAAUAUUAAAAGUGGUAAGUACACUUUUAAAUACCCUUCAGCCAGUGUAAAUUGGCAGAAGAUGCUGUGGUCAAACUCACACCAAAUGGCCUGGUUAACAGGCUGAGGUAUGGACUGCCAUAUACUUGAUGUUCCACUUUCUAUUGUGAAAACAUUUAUUAAAUUUAAGUAAUCAAUUAUGUGGUUAUUGGAAAUUUUGCCACAGUCUUUUUUUCCCCACAAACGGCCAGUUUGAUUGAUAGAAGAUGUCCAGCGACAAAAAUAUCAAAAAGAGACAAAAAGAGUUUUUUUCUUUUUUGUUUUUUUUUCCCCCAGCCUGCCCAUUUAAGGAACAACAUAUUUUUAUGGUGCAAUGCGGAGUUUUGUUCUUUUUAACAAACCUCCACUGUUGUGACAUUAACGGUGUCUGAGAAGAGAACAGUUUUUGUAAGACUGUAAUACUGUAUUAUCAAGUCUUUGGAGAAAACGCUCUGUCUAGAGGGUAUGUGUGUUUUUUCACUUUCACUUGAAAAAUGUUGUAUGUCCUAUAUUUUUGAAAAUCUGCACUCUUAAGUUCUUCAAAAAAUAAUGACCGAUGGUCUAUUACAGGACUUUUUCUUGUUGUAUAUCAGUGUUUUACAAUGUCUCAUGUCUACACUUGUUAUUUGCUGCUGCCCCUUUAUGAAAGAGGGGAAAAUGGGCUGUGACUGUUAAGAUGGGAUGAAAACUGAACUUUGAGCAGCAGGACACCGAAAGUAACAGCCGAAUGAAAAAUGCAUCCUAAUUGACAGUAAUUGGAGGAUAUUCAACUGGAGAAUAUUCCUGUUCUCUCACUUCAGUUACAGUGCAAAUACAAAUAUUUAAAAUGAAGAGUGAAAAGAGUGUUUGCAGCGUUAAUUGGGAGAUCCAGCUCCUAAUUUGAGAUACGACUGCUGAAUCCCUACGUUAAAGCUCUAGUUCUGUUGGUGACCCCUAGAUCCUGACCUUCCACCGGAUGAAGGUAAAGACAAGAAUAAAUCGGCUAUCUCAUUAUUUUUAUUUUAGGUUUCUUAAAGUGACUGAUGCUGGCUAUUGGUCCCCAGAGUCCACUGUAGGACUUUGACCAUGUAUGAAUUCCUGUUGAGUCAUGAUGACUUCGCUUAAGGAGACGCUGUGGGUAACUCUGGAGGAUUUGAGGGAGGAGGAAUUCAAGCAGGCGAAAUGGCUCCUCCAGCAGGUGGACAUCAUGCACACAAUCAUCCCACAUCUUGAAGCCUGCCCAGCUAUCCCCGUGACCAAGCUGGAGAGGGCAGACAGGCAAGACACCGUUGCUCAAAUGGUGCAGAUCUAUGGCCCUCCUGGAGCCCUGGAGGUGACCAGGAAGGUUUUAAUGAAGAUCAACAGAAACGACCUCUUGCAGCGAUUACCGAACACCAUCCUGGCAUCAGAAGCAGAGGUUAGUGAUGCGGGGACUAGUUCAGAAAACAGACACGCUUCUUCGCAGGCUACGCCUCCUCACCUUGUCACAACAAACAGUCAGAUUGGGGAUUUGAUGGUGCCAGUACCAAAGCCUCUACAAUCAAUCACAUCAUACCAACAAAUUCUCCAGUCUAAUCUUCAGAACCGGUUUAUGUGUAUACAAGAAGGACUGUUAGAUAUGGAGGACAAAAAACUUCUGGGUGAUAUCUAUACAGAGCUCUACAUCACAGAUGGAGGCGACAUGCAAAUUAACAGGCAACAUGAGGUCAGGCAGAUCGAGAUGGCCUCAAGAAAGCCGGCUAGAACAGCAAUACCAGUCAAACCAAGCGAUCUCUUCAAACACCCCUCUGGGAAAUACAGACCCAUAAGGACAGUGUUGACCAAUGGGAUUGCAGGAAUUGGGAAAACAUUCCUUGUGCACAAGGUCGUCCUCGACUGGGCUGAAGGAAGGUCCAAUCAGGAUGUGCAUCUCAUAUUCCCCUUCACCUUCCGCCAGCUGAAUUUACUGAAGGGAAAAAGGUUUCAUCUUGCCAAACUCAUUCACAAAUGUAUCAGGGAAACCAAAGACAUCAGUGAGGAGGCUCUUAGUUACAUUUUCACAGUGUUACAGAUGUCAGGAAACACCAACUACGACAAGAGUAAAUUUAAACUUCUGUUUGUGAUGGAUGGACUAGACGAGAACCGUCUUCAACUAGACUUCACUGCUAAACACAGAAAGACAAUUGAUGUGACAAAGUCAACUAGGAUAGAAGAACUACUGAUGAACCUAAUUAAGGGGACUCUGCUUCCCUCUUCGCGUCUCUGGAUAACCACACGACCUGCAGCAGCCAAUCAGAUCUCUGUGGAGUUUGUUGACAUAGUAUCCGAGGUGAGAGGGUUCACUGACCCACAAAAGGAGGAGUAUUUCACCAGGAGAUUCAGUCAUGAUGAGCAUGCUGGCAGAAUCAUCUCCCACAUCAAGGCGUCACGAAGCCUCCACAUCAUGUGCCACAUCCCAGUCUUCUGCUGGAUCACUGCUACAGUUCUGGAGGAUGUGUUGAAAACCAGUAAGAGAGUAGAGCUGCCCAAGACCCUGACUGAGAUGUACACAGAAUUCCUGGCUUUUCAGAUGAGACAGACAAAAGAGAAGUAUGGCACAAAAAAGAGCAUCCACUACAUUCAGUCACUUGCAAAACUGGCUUUCUACCAGCUGGAGAAAGGAAACAUAAUCUUCUAUGAGGUAGACCUAAAAAAUAGUGGAAUUGAUUUCAAUGAAGCUUCUGUGUACUCCGGAGUGUUCACACAGAUCUUUAAAAAGGAGUGCUGGAGGAAGAAGGACAAGGACAAGGGCAGAAUGUUCAGUUUUGUACAUCUGAGCAUUCAGGAGUUUCUGGCCGCUUUUUAUGUGGAGCUGUCGCUCAUUAACAGCAGAAAGAAUGUGAUGGCUAAAUCCCAACCAACUUCCAAAAGUCUGGGGAGGCUUUUCUGCAAAUCCUCUGCAACAGAGGUCCAUAGGAUUGCUAUUGACAAGGCCUUAGAGAGUCCAGAGGGACACCUGGACUUGUUUCUCCGUUUCCUAUUGGGCCUCUCAUUGCAGACUAAUAAAGAUCUUCUGGCAGACCUAUUUAAACAGAAAAGAAUGGGCUCACACAGCAAUCAGGAGACAGUUCAGUACAUCAAAAAGAAGAUCAAGGAGAAUCCAUCUCCAGAGAGAAGCAUCAACCUGUUUCACUGUCUGAAUGAGCUAAAUGACCACUCUCUAGUGGAGGAGAUUGAAGAGUACUUGAAAUCCGGAAGUAUCGCUAAAACAUGUCUCUCUCCUGCUCAGUGGUCAGCUCUGGUCUUCAUCUUACUGUCAUCAGAAAAAGAGCAUGAUGUGUUUGACCUGAAGAAAUACUCUGCCUCAGAGGAGGGUCUUCUGAGGCUGCUGCCAGUAUUUCAAGCCUCCGUUACAUACCUGCUGAGUGGCUGUGAUCUGUCAGAGAGAAGCUUUAAAGCUCUGGUGUCAGUUCUCACCUCUGAACAAUCUAAUCUGAGAGAGCUGGACCUGAGUAGCAACAACCCCGAUGAUUCAGGAGUGACACUGCUCUCUGCUGGAUUGGAGAAUCCACACUGUAGACUGGAAUCGCUCAGGUUGAGUGACUGUAACCUCUCAGAAAGGAGCUGUGAAGAUCUGUCCUCAGUUCUCAGCUCCGGGUCCUCUAAUCUGCGAAAACUGGACCUGAGUAACAACAACUUGCAGGAUUCAGGUGUGAAGCUGCUCUGUGCUGGACUCGAGAGUCUGCACUGUACACUGGAAUCUCUAAGGCUGAAUUUGUGCAAGCUGUCAUGGAUGAGCUGUGAAGCACUGGCCUCAGUUCUCAGCUCUCAGACAUCUUGUGUGAAACAGCUGGACCUGGGUAACAAUGACCUGCAGGACUCAGGAGUAAAGCUGCUCUCUGCUGGCCUGGAGAGUCCACAAUGUACACUGGAAACACUCAGCUUGUCAGGUUGCCAGGUCACAGAGGAAGGCUGUGCUUCUCUGGCCUCAGCUCUGAGCUCCAACCCCUCCCAUCUGAGGGAGCUGGACCUGAGCUACAAUCAUCCAGGAGACUCAGGAGUGAAGCUGCUGUCUGCUGGACUGGAGGAUCCACUGUGGAGACUGGACACUCUCAGGGUUGCCCCUGGUGGAAUGCGUUGGUUGAGAUCUGGUCUGAAGAAGUAUGCCUGUGAACUCACACUGGAUCCAAACACGGCACACAGAGACCUCAUCCUGUUUGAGGAGAACAGAAAAGUGACACGGGGGAGGGAGGAGCAGCCAUAUCCAAAUCACCCUGAGAGAUUUUUGGGCUGGUUUCAGUUGCUGUGCAGAAAGGGUCUAACCGGUCGCUGUUACUGGGAAGUGGAGUGGGAUGGACGGAUUUGGGUUGCAGUGACUUACAGAGGAAUCAGCAGGAGUGGAGAAGAUGUUUACUGCUGUCUUGGGUGGAAUGAAAAAUCCUGGUGUCUGGAGUGCACUGACGAUGGGUACUAUACCUGGCAUAAUAAAACCGUAACAGACAUAUGGGUCCACCCCCUUGAUACUACCAGAGUAGCAGUGUAUCUGGACUGGCCUUCUGGCACUCUGUCCUUCUACAGAGUCUCCUCUGACACACUGACUCACCUCCACACCUUCUACGCCAAAUUCACUGAACCCCUCUACCCUGGGUUCUGGAUUGGGUUAAACUGCUCCAUGACUCUGUGUCCGAUGGAGGAGGAAGAGCCGUCUCCUGUGUGAAGAAGCAUACUGCUGACUGAAGACAGCUGCUGAAAGGAAUAGUUGUGGUAUAACGUACUUCUAAAAAAUGCACUUAUUUUCUUUCUUGCCAAGAGUUAGAUGAGAAGAUAGAUACCACACUCAUGUCUGUAUGCUAAAUAUAAGGCUAUGACUAGCAGCCAGUUAGCUUAGCUUAGCACAAAGACUGGAAACAGCUUUGCUGGCUAUGUGUGUUUCGGGGUUAUGUGUCGGACUACCUUAUUGGCCUGAAUAUAAAACACCCCUCAUAAUAAGACGACCCCUCUUCCUUUUCAAAGAUAGGAAACAUACAACAUAUUAUUCCAAGAAGGGGAUCCUUGAAGCCUUUUAUUUCCUCCAAAACAUGUUACACAAGUUAGAAAUUCAAAGGUUACAAUUAGUUAUCUAAACGCUUUAAGGGCUGACUACCCCUAACAGACUAUACUAUACUAUACUAAUAUACCAUAAACACUUGUUAGCUUGACAGCAUUAAAGCUACAAAACAUCCCAUGAUGCAACACUCUCUAUAGGAGCCAUUACUAUUGCCAUUCAAAAAUAAUAUCUGCUGUUGCGAAUAUGUAAAUUUCUGGUCCUGGCUGGAAUCAAACUGGACACGCUGUAGGUAGACUUUAUUUAAAAGUUAUUCAUUUGAGGGCAUAAAUGUGCAUGAAAUAAAAAAACAUUGCAAACACAAUUCUGCUAGCAAAUUAUUCUUAAUAAACUGUACAAUAAGUCUCAGUUUCACUAACUUUUUCUUGUGUUUUUUGACUCAGUAAAGUUAAAAGAUAGGUUCAUAUUUUUUCAAGUCUAUCUUAAGACAGUACUCACAUGACCGUAUGUACAUUAAAGAAUUAUUGGUCACUGUAAUCAUUCCCUCUGUCCACACUGGCUACCAUAAGAUCCCUCAUGCAAUUCCAAUGUAAUCCCCAGUUCUCGUUCUGCGCAAAAAAAAAUUCCUUCUCAGGUUCAACUGAAGUUAAUAUGAGGCUUUAGCAGUCUCCGACAAAUCAAGCGUGUAUCCUCUGAAGUUA